This is a messenger RNA of Capronia epimyces CBS 606.96, 1068 nucleotides long. RefSeq names its product 1-aminocyclopropane-1-carboxylate deaminase. Lineage: Eukaryota; Fungi; Ascomycota; Eurotiomycetes; Chaetothyriales; Herpotrichiellaceae. Gene Ontology annotation, molecular function: 1-aminocyclopropane-1-carboxylate deaminase activity; pyridoxal phosphate binding; D-cysteine desulfhydrase activity. Gene Ontology annotation, biological process: amine catabolic process. The transcript has a single exon. The record is from RefSeq and is a predicted model, not a curated record. Bases 1 to 1068 code for a protein of 355 amino acids.
AUGGCGCAAAGCAACGGAACCACAGAGUCGGGGCUACAGCUGCCAGAGCCAUUUGCCAGUAUCCCCAGAGAGCCCUUGCUGUUCGGACCGUCUCCCAUCCAAGCAUUGCCUCGGAUAUCCAAAGCCCUAGGGGGGGAGGUCAAUGUCUACGCGAAACGGGAGGAUUGCAAUUCUGGGCUGGCAUUUGGCGGCAACAAGACCCGCAAACUUGAAUACUUCGCCCCCGAGAUUCUUGCGCAAGGCUGUGACACUAUAACCAGUAUCGGAGGGGUUCAGUCAAAUCAUACCCGCCAAGUUGCGGCAGUGGCUGCCAAACUAGGGCUGAAAGCUGCCCUGGUACAAGAAAAAUGGGUUGACUGGAACGAUCCGGGCUACGAGAAGGUCGGCAACAUUCAACUCUCACGUUUGAUGGGAGCCAAUCCUCGACUCGAUCCGUCCCCGUUUGGGAUUGAGCAUAAAAACUCUCUCUCGACCUUGACUCAGGAGAUUGUCGCCCAGGGCGGAAAGCCGUAUUACAUUCCUGCUGGCGCCUCCGACCAUCCAUUGGGGGGACUCGGCUUUGCCCGGUGGGCGUUUGAGGUCGAGCAGCAGGAGAGAGAGCUCGGCGUCUUCUUCGACACCAUCAUCGUCUGUGCAGUCACUGGCUCGACCAUGGCUGGUAUGGUGGCCGGCUUCAAGCUGGCACAGAAACACGGCUCGAAGCCCCGCAAAGUGAUCGGGAUCGACGCGUCGGCCAAGGUUCAAAAGACCUUUGACCAGGUUCUUCGGAUUGCAAAGGCGACUGGCGUCAAGCUCGGGCUUGACCCAGGCGACAUCACAGAAAAGGACAUCGUCUUGGACGAUCGAUAUCACGCUGGGUGCUACGGCAUCCCCGACAAACAGACUAUCGAUGCAAUCAAGUUUGGCGCAUCAACCGAAGCCUUCAUCACAGACCCGGUCUAUGAGGGAAAGAGCCUGGCAGGACUGAUGGAUAUGAUCCGGCAGAAAGAGAUUCCCGCCGGGAGCAAUGUGUUGUAUGCUCACCUGGGCGGCCAAUUGGCACUGAACGCAUAUUCAUCAAUGGAAUGA